This is a messenger RNA of Syngnathus acus (greater pipefish), 906 nucleotides long. Its product is annotated as protein preY, mitochondrial-like. Bases 64 to 402 code for a protein of 112 amino acids. Lineage: Eukaryota; Metazoa; Chordata; Actinopteri; Syngnathiformes; Syngnathidae. The record is from RefSeq and is a predicted model, not a curated record. The transcript is spliced from 2 exons.
UGAGGUGCACUCAAACGGUUUUCCGGAAGUCAUUAGGGGACUGUCUUUCGCUCUAUUGUGGACAUGUUGCGCAAUGUUUUGGGCAGAUUUUUGACCGAAUCGCCCUUAGUUCAUACCAAUGUAAGACACAAGGCAUCCAUUCAGGCAGCUGUAUCUGUUUUUACGUCGGUGAGGAGCUUUACGGAUGUGAAGGACGAAACGAAGCAGGCGUUUGACACAUCGCUGCUAGAGUUCUUAGUGUGUCCUCUGUCCAAGAAGCCACUCAGGUUUGAAGUCACGACCAACGAGCUCAUCAACGACGAGCUCGGCAUCGCUUAUCCUAUCGUCGACGGAAUCCCCAACAUGAUCCCCCAGGAAGCCAGACUUGUACAGAAAGACUCAAACCCAUCUGCCCAAGAAUAGAAUUGUUCACCUUGCAUCCUCAACUAAACUUUUGGCACCCUAGUUCAUAUACUAUAUUCAUCGAAGUGGAGUAAGAGGUGAUGCUAAUCUAAUAUAAUUUAUUUAGAGGUUCACACAACUGCAAGCAUGUUUUCCUUGUCUAUGAUGGUAGGCUUGGUUCCCGUCGUGUCCCUCUUUGGUUUGUUCUACUCUGCCGCAGUGGAUGAAAACUUUCCUCAGGGCUGCACGAGUAGCAACAAUUUGUGCUUUUACAGUCUGCUGCUACCCAUCACCAUCCCUGUCUACGUCUUCUUCCACCUGUGGAGCUGGAUAGGAAUUAAGCUCUUCAGGCACAAUUAAAUUUUGAUGUGGUGUUUAACAAUGUUGUAUAAAUUAGUGACACCCUGCCCCUUGUUUGCCCUUGCUUUUAUUUGUAUUUUCGAAAUGCAAAAAUUCAGGCCAGAAUGUUACUUACAGUAAAGAUGACAUAUUCUCUUAAUGCAAUAAACUGUACCAAUAACAUCA